Tribolium madens (black flour beetle) is the source of this 1226-nucleotide messenger RNA. RefSeq names its product pyruvate dehydrogenase E1 component subunit alpha, mitochondrial-like. Gene Ontology annotation, cellular component: intracellular membrane-bounded organelle. The record is from RefSeq and is a predicted model, not a curated record. Gene Ontology annotation, biological process: pyruvate decarboxylation to acetyl-CoA. NCBI's taxonomy places the organism in Eukaryota, Metazoa, Arthropoda, Insecta, Coleoptera, Tenebrionidae. Gene Ontology annotation, molecular function: pyruvate dehydrogenase (acetyl-transferring) activity. The transcript has a single exon. The coding region runs from base 45 to 1199 and encodes 384 amino acids.
CACAAAUUUGACAGUUUUAAAAAAGUGUCAAAACAACAUCCAAAAUGUUAAAAACAUUUGUAAAGAAAGUUUUAAUGAAACCAAGACUUUUCAAACAUUUUUACUCGACUGAGGCCACUUUUCAAACAGAACCUUUUCGUCUGCACCGCCUCGAUGAAGGGCCUGCCACCCAAGUCACCCUCACAAAACCCGAUGCUUUGACCAUCUACGAUCGAAUGCAAACCAUUCGCAAAAUGGAAAUGGCCAUCAGUAAAUUAUACACAGCGAAAGCAAUCCGGGGCUUCUGUCACCUCUAUGCCGGUCAAGAAGCCGUGGCAGUAGGCAUCCAAUCCAACGUCCGCCUCAACGAUGUCAUCGUUACCAGUUACAGAAACCAUGCUUGGACUCUCUUAAAUUAUAAUUUAGACCCAUCUCCUGUUGUCUGCGAGCUUAUGGGGACCACAGGCGGGUGUUCAAAAGGCAAAGGGGGUUCCAUGCACAUGUACGGCAAAAAUUUCAUCGGGGGUAGUGGCAUUGUUGGGGCUCAUGUACCAUUGGGCGCAGGUGUAGCCCUUUCUUUCAAAUACAAAAAUGAAGAUGGGGUUGCCAUAACGGUAUACGGAGACGGGGCUGCCAAUAACGGACAAGUCUUUGAAGCCUUCAAUAUAGCAAAAAUGUGGAAUUUGCCUUGUUUAUUCCUCUGCGAGAACAAUUUAUUUGGCAUGGGGACAAGUGUUGAAAGACAUGCGGCCAAUAGAGAUUUUUACACCAGAGGGGAUUUAAUUCCGGGAAUUUGGGUUGACGGUAUGGACGUUUUAACGAUGAGAGAAGCCGCAAAAUUUGCAUUUAAUCAUUGUAUCUCUGGCAAAGGCCCCAUUAUUCUCGAAGCCCAAACUUACCGAUACUUUGGACACUCCAUGUCUGACCCCGGGACUAGUUAUAGAACUCAUGAAGAAGUUAAAGAGAUGCGGAGUAGAAGAGACCCCAUUACAAAUUUUAAGCAAAAAAUUUUAGACGCAAAACUUGUAACUGAAGAUGAGCUUAAGGAAAUCGAAAACAAGCGUAAAAAAACUGUGGAUGAUGCUAUAAAUAAGUGUAAAAAAGACAAAGAAGUGGGACUUGAAGAACUGACUUAUAAUAUUUAUUCCAAUGACCUUUAUAAGGAAAUUCGGGGAGUUAGUCCUUUUCAUAAGCUACAGCAUAAAGUAGUGGGAAUUUAAAAUGAAUGAAAAAUAAUACAUUUUGAA